AUGCCUCUCUUUGGAAGUACGUUUAGUCCGAAGAAGACGCCCCCUCGGAAGUCGGCCUCUCUCUCCAACCUGCAUAAUUUGGACCGGUCAACGCGGGAGGUGGAACUGGGCCUUGACUACGGAACCCCCACCAUGAACCUGGCCGGGCAGAGCCUGAAGUUUGAGAACGGCCAGUGGGUAGCAGAGACGGGGGUUAGUGGAGGUGUGGACCGGAGGGAGGCUCAGCGCCUGCGGAGACGGAACCAGCAGCUGGAAGAAGAGAACAACCUCUUGCGGCUGAAGGUGGACAUCCUGCUGGACAUGCUCUCGGAGACCACUGCUGAAUCCCACUUAAUGGAGAAAGAGCUGGAUGAACUGAAGAGCGUCAGCAGGCGGAGAAAAUGA
Molecule: messenger RNA, 384 nt
Organism: Rangifer tarandus platyrhynchus (Svalbard reindeer)
Lineage: Eukaryota; Metazoa; Chordata; Mammalia; Artiodactyla; Cervidae
Source: the annotation of a GenBank genome assembly